CUCCUCUUUUUACAGCUUUGCGUCCUUUUCUUCUCGCCCCAUUUUUAGUUUACGUGUUUUUACUGUAGUUAACUGGUGGGAUGGUGGGAGCAUAGCUUUUUUCCAGAAGCUUGUAUUUGGUGGUGGUGACAUUUUACAGCGAGUGGAGAACAAAGCAGCUGCUGCAGACAGAGCAGUCUCUGCUUAAAUGCUUCCCUUAUUGAGAAUCUUGCUCUUUUUCUGAGAUGGAGCUGGUGUCUGAGAAGCUUAGCUGAGGUUACAUGGGGUUGUGUGGGCACAGUCCCUUCUUUCUUUCCAUGCAUGCAGGUGGAUAGAACAGUAUGCAUUUACAUUUGGCACUGAAAGAUGUUUUAUUUUAUCCCGUGAGAAGACGGCGCCAAAGGUCCGUCCUCUUAAGGAAUAAUGGAUUUUAAGAGAUUUCCUCAACAGUGAUAUUUUAAACUGCUGACACUAACGAAAGAUGAGUCCAACCUGCAUUUUGGAUACGUCAUUUCUUCCCUUUGUCUCUCCUCAGCUGAGCAGUUAACUUAAGAACAAACAUGGAGGUCUCUAACCCCCUGAAGAUGUACGGCCUGUACCUGGAAGCAGUGAACGAUUACAUCAAUGAAUCCUAUGGAGAGGACGUGUGGAGGCUGAUCGAGAACCGGGCGGAGAUCCCCCACCUCAAGUUCAACCGGCAUCAGAUGUACAAUGACAACCUGAUCCUGCGGUUGGCGAAGGCAGCGGGAGAGGUUCUGGGAAAGACCCACGAUGAGCUGAUGUACGCCUUCGGGGUCUACAUGGUGAAGAGGAUCGGAAACUACGGAUAUGAGCGGAUCCUAAAGGUUUUGGGGCGAAACGUGCGCGACUUCAUCAACGAGCUGGACAACCUGCACGAGUACUUUCGCUUCUCCUUCCCCAAAGUGCAGCCGCCCAGCUUCUGCGUGGAGGAGGAGUGCGAGACGAGCCUCACGCUGCACUACCGCAGCACCCGCAAGGGCUUCACCCAGUUCGUCAAAGGCCAGCUCUCUCAAGUGGGACGGCAGUUCUACAACACGGACAUCGAAGUGGAAAUCCUGUCCAAAGAGGAGACGGAGAAAAUGACGUAUGUGGUUUACAAGAUGAACUUCGACAACGCCGCCUUCAAACAUCGCAUGCCGCAGCAGAUGACGGCGCCGGGCUACGAGAAGCUGCCAAUGAAGCGAGGCAUCUUUUUUGUCAUGUUCCCCUUCAGCGUCAUCUUCCGCCGCGACAUGAUCAUGUACCGCAUCGGCGACGGCCUCAAAGAGGUCUUCUCCGACCUCCAGGGCAAGAAGGUGGACGAGGAGUUCACCCUGAUCAGACCCAUGCUGGAGUUCAGCUGGGAUAACAUCUACACCCAUUUGAACAACGUGUUUGAGCUGCUGACGGUAGCGGUGGUGGAGAGCAAGCAGAAGGUCAACCUCACAACGUCACAGGAAGAGAACGAGAAGGCGAGGGAAGAAGAAAGAGAGCCCAACCCAGUGGAGGAGAAGAAGGGCACGGACCAAGAGCACAGCAGCGCUCUCACCCAGUACAACAGCUGCGCCAACUCCGGCGGGGAGGACAUUGAACUGCUGGCGUUCCAGACCAUCACCGGUCAGAGCCUUUUUCUUCUUCUUCUUCUCCUCGCAUGUAUCCGAUCGCUCCCGAUCCUGUUGACCUGUCCCUCGUGGUUCUCCUCAGGAAAGUGCAGUGAGACCAUCUUUGAGGACCUGCGAGAGCCUCCGAAGAAACCCCUCCACCUGAAGGGACAGAUGAAGUACGUCCCCCAGUGGGACUCCCUCAUCUUCCUGGGGACACCCAUUAUAGAGACAGUGGAGGACAUGAUAAAGAUGGGUGUGUACGUGAAUGAUCUGAACCUGCACGACUCCAGCAGAGAGCUGAUCUUGGCCGGGACACAGCAGUCGGCUGAGCUGCAGCUGGCCCUCGACCAGGAGCAACAAAAAUAUGCUCAGCUGCAGGAAACCAUCAAGAAGCUGGACGAGGAGAAGAAGAGAGGAGACUCUUUGCUGUACGCCAUGAUCCCUAAAGCCGUGGCCGACCGCCUCAGGAAGGGGGUCACUGCACUGGAGACAUGCCAGGUCUUCCCAGAUGUGACCAUCUUGUUCAGCGACGUGGUCAAGUUCAAUGAGAUCUGCAUCCACAUCACACCCAUGCAGGUGGUGGACAUGCUCAAUGAGAUCUACAUCGUCUUCGACACACUCAGCGAGAAGCACAACGUCUACAAGGUGGAGACGAUCCGUGAUGCCUACAUGGUGGUGGCCGGCGUGCCCAACAAGACCACCUUCCACGCGCACCACAUCUGCGACAUGGCCCUGGACAUGCUGAGCUCCAUCGACCACCUCAAAGACCCCUCCACCGGAGACAACAUCACGAUCAGAGUCGGUGUUCACUCGGGUAUGGUGGUAGCCGGCGUGGUGGGUCUAAAGAUGCCUCGCUACUGUAUGUUUGGCGACACCGUGAAUACAGCCUCGAGGAUGGAGAGCAAUGGAGUGGGCAUGCAGAUACACAUCAGUCAGACCACCAAAGACAACCUGGAGCACGAGCCCUACAUCAUCGAGGAGAGGGGCAAAAUCUUUGUGAAGGGUAAAGGCUACAUGAAGACCUACUGGCUGAAAGGAAAGGGGGAUCUGUCGUUCAAGACCCCGGCGGAGAUGCGCUACAGCGGGGAGCCGAAGGACUCGGAGGACAGGAGCUCUAAUGGUUCCACAAGCACCAACGCCAAGCGCAUGGGCUCCAACCUCAACAUCGGCGGCAGCGAGGAGCAAGCUGAGCGGAAGCCCAGCACCGGCGACCUCCCGCUGGACGCCCUGUCCCCACCAGAGGUCGCCAUCGAGCCCCCCGCCGUUUCCGCCGAGCCUCAGGAGAAGGAGAGAGCCAAAACGACUAAGAACAACAAGGGGGCCAAGCUGGACGUGCCCCACGGGGACGCGAUGCCCGAGUGUUCGUCGCCCGCCGACGGGCCGGAGAACCCGGCUCCUCGGCUCAGCAUGAAGAGGAACAGCUUCAGGGAGCAGUACGCCAAGCUGCCCGCCAAGCUGCCCAUGCGCAGCGCCUCCUGCUCCAUUCUGUGAGCAGCCGGUCGCAGUGGGAGAGAUUACAAGGCGACUCCGACACGUGACGAGGGUGUGAUACGGAAAAUAUCAUUAACGUUUAAAUCUGGGGGCAAAACAAAAUUGUUUUUCAACAUUCACGGCCACCGACGAACUGCAUUUUAACGCCUUUUGAAUGCCACGUCAAGCCGAGGAGGUUGUGAUUUAUUGAUUAAAAUAAGAGUGAAAUGGCAACUUAAACUGAUGACCAACACUUUUAAACACAUUUAAAGAUCUCCUACUUAAGUCCCUUUUUAUUAAGGUAAAAACGUGCUUGAUAAUUGGAUGCAGUUAUCUGAUUGCAAGAUGCACUCAAAGUCACUGCAUUUAAGUUUACUUGAGGAAAAGCAGCAUGUUGCUGCUUUGUCUCAUUGAUGACAUGCAGCUAAAGAACUUGCCUUGCAUAGAAAUUGGGAAAGUACUUCUUCUUUCUUCUUCUUUUUAUAAGAAUACUUAAAAUGUGAAGGUUUCACAACCUGUUUCACAACAUGCCUUCCUUCUGUCGCCUGUUUGUUUAGAAAAAAAAAAAGGAAGUGCAAUUUCCUCUACACGAAAACAGUGCACACACAGAGAACCAGAGGACUUUAAAACUGUACUCCAAGUGUUGACAGCCAUGACCAUGACUUUAUUUGCCUUUAUGCUAUUUGCUGUAUCGUUCUACAAGACAUUCACCGAGUCACUGCUGCAGAAAUGAUGUCACAAUGACAACAAAAUAUACAGGAUGCUGUGAAAAAUGAAAGGGAGCCAUUUUGUGAGCGGCCUCACGCGGACGGCUCCAAUGAACUCACUGAGAGCAGACGUCAUCAGAGGGUGCAGUUUAAAUUAGGCAUGUAGUAAUUCCAUAGGUAUUUGGCUGGACCUUCACAACAUUGUGUUUAAGAGUUUUGGUUCUACGUUCUGUAUGUAGUAUGACUGCAUUUCACUGUUUGAUAGUGUUUGUUUAUAUAAAAACUACAUGUACAGCCA
This is a messenger RNA of Anarrhichthys ocellatus (wolf-eel), 4058 nucleotides long. RefSeq names its product soluble guanylate cyclase 88E-like. Gene Ontology annotation, molecular function: guanylate cyclase activity; heme binding. Gene Ontology annotation, cellular component: guanylate cyclase complex, soluble. The transcript has 15 exons. Gene Ontology annotation, biological process: cGMP biosynthetic process; nitric oxide-cGMP-mediated signaling; response to oxygen levels. NCBI's taxonomy places the organism in Eukaryota, Metazoa, Chordata, Actinopteri, Perciformes, Anarhichadidae. The coding region runs from base 540 to 3074 and encodes 844 amino acids. The record is from RefSeq and is a predicted model, not a curated record.